Eimeria mitis is the source of this 657-nucleotide messenger RNA. RefSeq lists its product as uncharacterized. NCBI's taxonomy places the organism in Eukaryota, Apicomplexa, Conoidasida, Eucoccidiorida, Eimeriidae. The coding region runs from base 1 to 657 and encodes 218 amino acids. The record is from RefSeq and is a predicted model, not a curated record. The transcript has 4 exons.
AUGCGUAUUUUCUUCUUCCUCGUCCUUAUACGAUAUUUCUGUAUUUUCUGGCAUGCAUCUGUAUUUUGCAUGCGCUUGGCUUUUGGUGCGCUGUGCCGCGUGGUGUCUCUGGUGCCGGAAUUUCUCUUUACGAAUUGUCUCACGGAGCCAGUAUACCUGCGACAAGACCAGACGCAGGGGCCUCUGUUUGAGGAGGCAGCCCAUGGCAACGGAGCCAUAUGGGGAGACAGAAAAGCAGAUAGACAGAGAGACAGAGAUGCAGGAAGGAAGCAGACGGCCGGCGGUCUCAUAGGAGCUGCUGCUGUCCCUGCUUUUGUUGCUGCUGAUGCCUGUGGUGGCGCCACUGCUGUAGCGUUAUAUGUGCACCCUGGGGAGACGCAUGCGAUGUACUGGCCGCAGCAGGAUCUUCUGCAGCAGCUGCAGUUCCUUGUGGGGCGCAGCAACACACGGGGGUGGUCAGGGCCCGUUGUAGCGAGCGAGGAGACAGCAGGCAGGACCUGGGUGGCCGUCAGCCCCAGCGGAUCCAAGGGUGCGCAACCAGGUGAGGAAACAGUGAAGGGGACAGCGAAGGAGGCAGACGCUGAGGAGGAGAGGGGGAGAGAGAGGGAAAAUGAGAGAGACAGAGACAGAGACAGAGCCAGAGCCAGAGAGGCAUAG